AUGACAGUUGAUUGCACACAAUCAAUAUCUGAUUCGGAAUUAGCCAAUCGAAUUCGGCAUUCAUUUAAUGUUCUUGAACAAUGUUUAACAAAAUAUACACCGGAUCAAAUAGCAGUUGCAUUCAAUGGUGGUAAAGAUUGUACGGUUGUUUUACAUCAAUAUUCAGUAGUAUUCCAUAAAAAAUUUGCAAAUUUAACUAAAAAACCAACAUUAAAUGCUUUAUUUAUUCAUAAUAAACAACAAUUUGAAAACGUUUUAGAAUUUGUCAAUAAAUGUGUCAAAGAUUAUGACAUUAAUCUUAUUCAAAUAGAUGGCCGAAUAAAAGAUGCACUAUAUCAAUUGAAAUCUUCUCAUCCAAAUAUUCAAUGUGUUAUAAUGGGUACACGUUUUACCGAUCCACAUUCAUCGAAUUUGAAUGAUUUUUCACUAACAGAUCCAACAUGGCCAGAAUACAUGAGAUGUAAUCCAAUAUUAAACUAUUCUUAUAAACAUAUCUGGGGAUAUUUGAAAGAAUUUAAUGUAUCAUAUUGUUCAAUAUACGAUCAAGGUUUUACAUCGAUAGGUGAUAAAGAAAAAACAAUUAGAAAUGUGAAAUUGAUAUAUCAAAAUAAUGAUACAGGUUUAAUUGAUUACAAACCAGCUUAUUUAUUAGAUGAUGAGACCAGCGAACGAGACGGGCGAGAACAAUAA
Molecule: messenger RNA, 690 nt
Organism: Adineta steineri
Lineage: Eukaryota; Metazoa; Rotifera; Eurotatoria; Adinetida; Adinetidae
Source: the annotation of a GenBank genome assembly